Molecule: messenger RNA, 583 nt
Organism: Sinocyclocheilus anshuiensis
Lineage: Eukaryota; Metazoa; Chordata; Actinopteri; Cypriniformes; Cyprinidae
Product: mitochondrial import receptor subunit TOM20 homolog
Exons: 5
Coding region: 96-536 (146 amino acids)
Biological process (GO): intracellular protein transport; protein import into mitochondrial matrix; protein targeting
Cellular component (GO): mitochondrial outer membrane translocase complex
Molecular function (GO): transmembrane protein transporter activity
Source: RefSeq, a predicted model, not a curated record
CUAGCCACAACAACCGUCAUCAGAGGGGUCCUUCCGCCGCUGUGUGAACACGUGCCCCGCAGAAGCCGCAGCAGAUCUCCGGUAACGGCGCCGCGAUGAUGGGCGGCAAACCGAGCGCGAUCGCCGCGGGCGUCUGCGGCGCGAUCUUCAUCGGGUACUGUAUCUAUUUCGACAGAAAACGACGCAGCGAUCCGAACUUCAGAACCCGACUGCGUGAACGGAGGAAGAAGCAGAGAGCUGCUCAAAAUAAAUCUGGACUCGCUGAACUGCCAGAUCUUAAAGAUGUGGCAGCCGUGCAGAAGUUUUUCCUGGAUGAGAUUCAGCUGGGCGAGGAGCUGCUGGCUCAGGGAGACUAUGAGAAGGGUGUUGAUCACCUGACCAACGCCAUCGCCGUCUGCGGCCAACCACAGCAGCUCCUGCAGGUGCUUCAGCAGACUCUGCCUCCGCCCGUCUUCCAGAUGCUGCUCACCAAACUACCCACGAUCAGUCAGCGGAUAGUAAGUCCUCAGAGUCUGGAGGAAGAUGACGUGGAGUGAAGCGUGACGUUUGUUAGUGUGUGAUGAUCCACCUGCUGAUCUUCAGG